GAGAAUAAGAAAAUGUAAAAAAAUUAUUAUGAUUAAUAUAAUAUAAUAUGAGCGUUCGUAAAAUUCAUCGUGAUCCAGGACCUUAGACUGAAGGGUAUAAAGGAGUAUUUAAGGGGAUUUCAGAAAACCUGGAUAUAGGAGUAGGCAAGUAUGCUCCUCCAAUAGCUUUGGAGCAGAGAGAACAUCACUAUAACAUAGGAUGGAAGCCUUGGUAAUAAUCUAAUGAAACUGUUUAUGAAGUUGAUUAUAAAUAAAACAAGGAAAUCGUAAAAAGAGAAAAUGUAGAAAAAUUACAUAAGUUAUUUAGUGUGCAAAUAUGCAUCCACCAACAAUACAUAUUGAUCAUAUUAAUGUGCCUUAUAAAAAGGAAACACAUUUUAAUUCUGAAUAUAAGAAUUACAAAGACUAUCAAAAUCCUCCAAGAGCAAAACCAAUUAGAGAUAAACUCACAUUGAUGGCUACAUAGAUAGUGAUGGGAGAUGAUAAACCAAUAUAUAAAACUGCUUAACUGAUUGCAUAAGAACCUAAACCACCUUAAAGAUAAUUAGUUUAUCAUCCAAAACCUGAGAAAUAUGAUAUCAUUAGUAAUUAUGAUGUAUACUUUAAUAAUUAAUGAUUAUUAGGCAAAUUAAGAUAGAAUUAAAAAAGCAUCUGCUUUUGAUUACUGGAAUCCUACUUCAGAUAAGAAACAUCAAUCAUUUAAUACUUCUGAAAUACCAUAAUAUAGAAUAGGUAGUAGAGAUCCCAUUACGGGUAGAUUCAUUUCAUGA
Paramecium sonneborni is the source of this 770-nucleotide messenger RNA. The record is from the annotation of a GenBank genome assembly. NCBI's taxonomy places the organism in Eukaryota, Ciliophora, Oligohymenophorea, Peniculida, Parameciidae.